AUGUCUCUGCGGACUGCCAUCGAUGUUCUGUAUAGACGGGUUGAGACACUGACAGAUCUUGCGAAUCAGAAUGGCAUUUCAAUUCCGCCUCUCAGUGGUGAUGAACAGUCUCUGUUGGAUCAGAUCUGCGCGAACCUUGAAUUGCCACUCGAUCGCAUCCUGCCGGGGAUGAAGUCCUCGGAGUCUCACAUCUCCCGGCUAGAUCCCGUCGCCCUCAGCGAUACACCCCUCCCAGGCAUUGCACUCCUCGACGACAGUUUGAUGUACACAGCGAUACCCGAAGACUGCCAACAAAAUUCGACUAUGACAUAUGACUUCCAGACCUGGGCGGAUUUCACGACAAUCGGGCUAUGGGACGGCAGCCCUUCUGACUGGCCAUGGCAAAUUCUCAACAACCCCAUUGCAGAGAUGAACCUUCCAACGGAAUUACCGGUAUCAAAUGUGUCGUCUGAUGAUGAGGGAGAUGCAAACAUUGUUCCUCGCCUUGCUGCUCGCUUUGGUUCUCUGCGUGUUAGCCAUGACGGGAGCCUACGAUAUUAUGGAAGUGCAUCAAACCAUCACUUCCUAGGGAAACCAGUGCACAGUGAUCUUGACGACAAGGCACACGACAUUGAGAGGGAGUGUGCAAUCGCACUUGAAACUGCCCAACUGGAUCGUGAAGUUCCUUUUGACCUGCAGGAACAUUUAAUUGACCUAUUUUUCAAGUGGCACAAUACCAGUCACUCGACAGUGGAUAGAGCCACAUUCGAAAGCGCACGGUUACAAGAGAAUGGAGGCAAGCUUGGUUUCUGCUCGCAAUCCUUAGUAUCUGUCAUAUGUGCUCUUGGAGCUGCGUUCUCGGAGCGCUAUCAUGCUUCCUUCAUCACGUUCCCCAAACCCAUGGCAAGUUUCUUUGCGGACAAGAGUAAAGUUCUUCUGGAGGUGGAACUUGAGAGCCCUAAUGUCACUACCGUCCAAACUUUACUGCUACUGAGUAGUCAUGAAGCUACCAAUGGACACGAUGCACGUGUUUGGCUAUACAGUGGAAUGGCUAUGCGGCUUGCUUUCGCCCUUGGUCUUCACGUUGAUAGCACUCCAUUCGUUGAACAAGGACUUAUCUCAGCCAAGGAGGCAGAUGCUCGAAAGAAGACCUUCUGGAGUUGCCUCGUGGUAAAUUAG
This is a messenger RNA of Exophiala bonariae, 1158 nucleotides long. RefSeq lists its product as uncharacterized. The record is from RefSeq and is a predicted model, not a curated record. Bases 1 to 1158 code for a protein of 385 amino acids. Gene Ontology annotation, molecular function: zinc ion binding; DNA binding. Lineage: Eukaryota; Fungi; Ascomycota; Eurotiomycetes; Chaetothyriales; Herpotrichiellaceae. Gene Ontology annotation, biological process: DNA-templated transcription. The transcript has 3 exons.